AUGUUGAAGCGUUCACGUGACUUGUUGUGAGGAAGCCGGAAGUUAGUAGUUGAACUGAAUGUACCUCUACAAUGGCGAAGUUUGGAGUUUUAUUAGUGUUUUCUUUAUUAUGUACCUGCAGGGGACAAGUGCCUUUAAUCAUGUGGAGCAGCGAUGGGUACACCUUGCCACCCCUGGAUGUACCAACAGCCGGUGAGAUUGUCUCAGGUGCGAAGUUGGCAUCCUAUCUAAAAUCAACCUUGACAACUUCGCCACACAACCUGCUGCUGUUUUUACAAGACAAGUUGAGCAUCGAUGAUUUCACAGCAUAUGGUGGUGUGUACGGAAACAGGGGCGAAAGUGUGUUCACAAACUUGGAGUCUGCAUUGCAGGCAUCCAGUCCGUUUGUGCUGCCAGCUCUGGCCUGGACAGCAUCCGUCUCUGUGGAGAAAAUCUUCCAACAGGAGCUUGGAGUUCCUGCGUUCACCAUUGCUCCGUCAGAAUUAGGCCAGCUCCAGCUGAACACAGCACAGCCUUCUCUACUCGUCAUCAGGCUCCCAUACCUCACUGGUUCCCGAACUAAAGAGAUUCUUAGAAAAAAUGAUGAGACAAUUGGGAAUGUCCUGACAACACUGAAAGCUCAGAGCGUGCCUUACACUGCUGUUUACACCGGCCUGAGCCCGUCUCAUGUGACUGAGGACACGUCCAUGGCUUGGGAUUCAGCAGGACGAUCGCUGCUGCAGGCUCCAACGGGACCAAUAGUGAAACCUCCAUUGACUUUUAACAAUCUCGAUGGAAAGCCUUGUAUUCUGCUCUGGGCCGAUGAACUAAACGUCAGCAGUAACGGGGUGUCUUUUUUGGACUUGGGUCCUCUAACUUUCAAUGGUUCGGUCUCCCUGAAUGGUUCUUUCUGUAACGAAACUUUUUCAAAGCUUGUCCUGAAUUACAACAAUCUCUCAAAUAUCCUGCAUGUCCAAAAUCUCCAGCUUGUCUUCUUGAUGAACAAGAUCUUCUUUCCGGUGUCGGCUCGUAACUGGACGGUCAUGCAGGAGGUGCAGCUGAUUUAUGACGGCAAGACGGCCAUCUUCAACGCCAGCCGUGGAAUUUAUUCUCCUGCUGAGUAUUCCUUCCACUGCCAGAACGUGAACAGUUUUAAUAGCCCCCUACUGGUGCCACGUGACCCGAACAAUCCAUGGAAAGUUGUCUUCACUGACUUCCAGAUCCAGGGCUUUAACGUGACUGGAAAUUUCUCGUACGCCAGCGACUGUGCCAGCUUCUUCACCCCGGGAAUCUGGAUGGGGCUGCUCACGUCUUUGCUCAUGGUUUUGAUCCUGACCUACGGCCUGCACAUGAUUAUGCAGCUGCGCACCAUGGACCGCUUUGACGAUCCUAAAGGCCCGAGCAUUUCAGUGCCUCAGACAGAGUAAUUCAAAGCCAAAGUAUGCCUUAAUUUUUUUGUUUCAUUUUUACCCUGUUUUGAAACUCAUUCCAGAAGUUGUAGAGCUCGCUCGCUCACUAUGCAAGGUGUUUAUUGUCCUGUAGUCAGCACUCCAGCCUUGUGCUGUUUUUGGUACAGAAUCAGAUUAUGGUAGUUCUUACACUUUUCUUUCACCAUUUGUUUCACAUAGGUGCAAUUUCCCUUCUGAUUUAAUGUUUCCUGACGCCACAGUACUUCUCGUUAAGUAUUCUUUGCACUUCUAGUAGACUGUUUUUUGUUUUUUUUAUUCAGCUGUGUUCUUAAUAAUGUUAGAUUGCCAUGCUGAAAUUGAAUGUCUCAUACAUUGCAAAUAUUUAUUUCAUACAGAUGUAGUACUUACAAAUAUGUCAUGUGCCAAAAAGCUAUCUUUUGGUAAAUGCUACUGGAGUGUCUUUUUUAUUACCAAAAACAAAAGCCUGUGGUUUAGGCAUUAAUAUCUAUACUGUACUAUAGUGCUAAUUCUUCCCUAAAACUUACCUUUUCACACAACAUCCCCAAGGUACAGCUAAGUGAAUAUGACAAUUAAAUGCUAGGAUUGGAUUUGCGUUAAGGUGCUGCCCAAAAUACUUAAUUGCUAAUAAAGGAAAUAAUUUUUAUUUACUUAAAGAACACAUCAUCCUUUUUUUUUUUUUACCAGCUCGUAGUUAUGCAAAAUGAUAAUAAGACAAAAAAGAAAUGUUCCAAAAAAAAAAACCAAGCAAAUACAAUGUCCUCCAUCCUGAAAACUUUACCUAAUCAGAAAGUUUAUAGCUUAUUGUUGCCCUCUGAUACCCAACACUGACACUGGAGACUCCUUCCCGAAGUGCAAAAUACAUAUUAUUUAUUUUGCAAGUCCCUGUGUAGCUUGUUUAGUAUAGAAGUGAUAUUAAACAAUCUACAACCUAUAAUGUAUGACAACUGUGAUGGAUGGCACCCAGUCCAGGGUGUACGCCACUUCUUCCUCAAGCCCCCCUGUGAUAAGCUUCAUGCUUCCUGUGAUGCUGUACAGGCUAAACGGUAUAGAGUAAGUGAGAAUGUAUGACAAGUGCGUUAAUACAAACGUGAUCUUCCUUGCAGCUGACACUGCUGUCAAUGCUACUGUUAUAGAAAGUUAAUCAACACUGAACAGUCAGAUUAAAGAAGCCAUCAAUGCUGUAAUCUGCAACAGUUAACAGGAAACUGAAUUUAAAUGCGAUGAUUUAAGGUAGCGCUCUUUGUCUCUGCGUGACGUUGAAAAAGGAUGUGAUCCAUAUAAGCAGCCUUUUUAGGCAUUGUUCAGGGUCUCAAAAAUCCUCUCACAGUCCUAAUUUGAGGUAAUCACGUGUUCAUUGUAGUUUAAAUGCAGCUGAGAAUAGAACUGUUGCCUAAAAUGUUUAAAAGUAUUUUAUUUUACUUUUAAAAUGUUGUCCAUUUUCAAGUUUUUAGUAAAUAUUUAAAUUGUAAAAACAUGAACAUUUACCGUCUAGAAAUGAAUUUGAUUUUCUAAUUAAUACAACAUAUCUUUGUGAUUAUUAUUACUUUUUUAAAUUCAUAUUAUUGUAACUCCAGAGGGCGCUGCCUGUGUCAUCACAUCUGUUUCAUAUUUGCUGGAUAUAUAAUGUAAAAAGCACAUAGCAAUAAAUUAAAGGUUAUAUGUAUAUUUGUGCAACUUAAAGUGCUACCAUUAUAUGAACCUGGACAAAAGAACUAUUUUGAUGAUGAAAUACAUUUAUUUAUCAAUGAAUGUUAUCUUGUUUGACAUAAAUAUGGGGAAAAAACUUAUAUCUUGUAUACCAUAUGAUUUCUGUGUCUCAAAUACACUGCCUGGCCCAAAUAAAUGUUGCCAUUUCCGAAGAGGAAA
Clarias gariepinus (North African catfish) is the source of this 3275-nucleotide messenger RNA. RefSeq names its product ATPase H+ transporting accessory protein 1b (gene atp6ap1b). The coding region runs from base 72 to 1406 and encodes 444 amino acids. Gene Ontology annotation, cellular component: proton-transporting V-type ATPase complex. The transcript is spliced from 10 exons. NCBI's taxonomy places the organism in Eukaryota, Metazoa, Chordata, Actinopteri, Siluriformes, Clariidae. The record is from RefSeq and is a predicted model, not a curated record.